CUAAUGUUCUGAAAUUUUAUAUUCGCUUAAUUGAAAAAAAAAAAUUGAAGGAGGUGAAAUAAAGGAUAAAAAAUUUAUUAUUUUUAAAUGAUGGACGCCAUGAGAAAUAGGCAAGAAAGCAUAUGUCCUCAACCAGGAAAAGUUGAGGGUGUUAUAGUCGCCAAAGAUUCUCACAUCGGAAAAACGAUUGGGGUAUUCACAAGUGGAGGAGAUUCACAGGGAAUGAACUCAGCAGUGCGUGCUGUUGUUAGAAUGGGUGUCUAUUUAGGUUGUCGUGUCUUUUUCAUUAAAGAAGGUUACCAAGGUAUGGUUGAUGGAGGUGAAAAUAUUGUCGAAGCCACCUGGGCAUCAGUGUCUGGUAUCAUUCAACAGGGUGGAACUAUUAUAGGAAGCGCCCGAUGCAAAGAUUUUAUAGGGCGUCCAGGCCGAUUAAAGGCGGCGCUAAACCUGAUCAAGAACCGGAUAACUAACUUGGUAUGCAUAGGUGGGGACGGGUCCCUAACCGGCGCCAACAUUUUCAAAAACGAGUGGAACGAUUUGUCGGAAGAAUUACUCAAGACCGGCCAAAUAACCCAAACUGAACGGGAUAUGUGUAAGGACUUGCACAUCGUGGGUAUGGUAGGAAGCAUAGACAACGAUUUUUGUGGGACCGAUAUGACUAUAGGAGCCGAUUCCGCCCUCCACAGGAUUGUAGAGGCUGUAGAUGCAAUCGCGACCACCGCUUUCAGUCAUCAAAGGUGUUUCGUUAUGGAGGUCAUGGGUAGACAUUGUGGUUACUUGGCACUCGUGUCGGCCAUAGCGACGGAAGCGGAUUUCGUAUUUAUACCCGAAAGCCCGCCGCCCGCCAAUUGGGAAGAAGAUAUGUGCAGUAGAUUGGCUCAGGAAAGGAAGCUAGGCCAACGCCUGAAUAUCAUAAUCCUGGCUGAAGGAGCCCAAGACUUGAACGGUAAUCCAAUUACGGCCAAUCAGAUUAAAGACGUAAUUACCAAAUACGUUAACAGCAAUAACGAGAAAAAUUGCCCUCAUCAAGUGAUAAUUAAAAACUUGAAAUUCGAUACGCGCGUCACCAUUCUAGGUCACGUUCAGAGAGGCGGGAACGCUUCGGCCUUUGAUAGAUUACUGGGUUGCAGAAUGGGAGCCGAGGCGGUGCUCGCUUUGAUGGAUUACGGAAACAAUCCCUCAUCCGAGAGCGAGGCUUGCGUCAUAGGUCUGGAUGGAAACAGGACUGUCCGCCUUCCCCUCAUGAAGUGCGUGCAGCGUACGCAAGCCGUGGGCAAAGCCAUGGCGGAUAAAAAAUUCGAGGAAGCCGUCAUGCUACGUGGAAAGAGUUUUGUGAACACCCUGGAUAUCCAUAGAAUGUUUAGCCAGAUUAGGCCACCACUUGAAUCCGGCGAUCUCAGCAAAAACAAGCGCAAAUUCACGUUAGCCGUAGUUAACGUUGGAGCUCCCUGUUGUGGCAUCAACGCCGCUGUUAGAUCUUUUGUCCGUAUGUCACUUUGUUAUGGCUACACCUGUCUGGGAAUUUCUGACGGGAUUAGAGGAUUCGCCGAAGGAAAUACCCGAAAAAUUAAAAUAAAAGCUUUGAAAUGGGGCGACGUUCAUGGGUGGGCUGGAAGAGGUGGAUCCUUACUUGGCAUAAAUAGAUCACUGGCAGAGGGUCAUUUCAAUGAGCUAGCAGCCAGGAUCAAAGAGUUUAACAUUCAAGGCAUUUUGUUCAUAGGAGGAUUCGAAGCCUUUAGAACUGUCUUACAACUUUACGAGAACAGGCCUAAUUAUCCAGAGUUCUGUAUACCCUUCGUGUGCAUCCCUGCUACCAUAAGUAACAAUGUGCCGGGCACGGAGUUCAGCUUAGGCGCUGACACCGCUUUGAACGAAAUUUGCUCGCUAGUGGACAAAAUAAAACAAUCGGCUACUGGCACGAAACGCAGGGUUUUCGUAGUCGAAACUAUGGGCGGAUUCUGUGGGUAUUUAGCUACUUGUAGCGGAUUGGCCGCGGGUGCCGACGCGGCUUAUAUAUUCGAAGAAAAGUUCACCAUUAAAGAUUUACAAAACGAUGUUUUACAUAUCAAAGCCAAAAUGGACGAAGGAAUCCAACGGGGCAUUAUACUCAGGAACGAAAAAUGUCACGAGAAUUAUACGAUGGAUUUUAUGAAUUCCCUUUAUCUGGGUGAGAGCGACGGUGUUUACUCUGCCAGGAAAAAUGUCCUCGGGCAUGUUCAACAAGGCGGCAUUCCUACUCCCUUCGAUCGUAACAUGGGAACUAAGAUGGCGCUCAAAGCGUUUAGAUACAUGGUGGAACAACUCGAAAAAUCCGUAUCUCCCGAAGGUGUAGUGAAGGCCGUGAGUCCCGAGAGUGCGGUUAUGAUCGGAUACAAAAAAAGAACUGUCGCGUUUACCCCCGUCAUUGAUUUGCUCGGUGAAGCCGAUUUCGCGCAUAGGACCCACCUAUGUCCACAAUGGUGGAUGAACUUGAGAUCAUUGAUGAGAAUUUUGGCCAAACACACGGCGACUUACGAAUCGGAAAGUAUAAUGGUAGAUCACAUCAAGGACGACGCUCUUCCCAAGAGUAUAGCACCUUACUUGUCUAAUUACUCCAUUUGAUAAAAUAAAAUCAAAAUGUGUUUUUUUUUCUCUCUCUCUCCCUUCUCCCUUCUUCCCUCUCUUGUUUUGUAUAUUUCUCUCCUUUUUUUUUAAAAAAAAAGCAAAAUUUGAUUUUAGAUUAUAAGUUACGGUUAAAUUUAGGAAAAUAAAAUUUUCUCAAAUAAUUGCGGCAGGCUAACGGAUUGUAUAAUUUAUCCGAUUAUCGCUCAAUUGGUCCACCGAUUAACGAACGCCUUUUAUUCAAUAUUUUUUAUUUCGAAAUACUAAACACGGAACUCACUCAUAAGGCAUCUAUCGAUGUCUUUUCAUUCUGUCGUCCUUAGCUUUGAUCUCCUUAAUAAAAAGAGAUUUCUUACUUAUAUAUUAUAAUAAAUGCAUAAAUUAUAUAUACGUAUUUUUAACAAUUAAAAUGAAGACACAUCUUUAACACUAUAUACAGCCAAAUAAGCGACAAUUUUUUUUAAAAA
Gordionus sp. m RMFG-2023 is the source of this 3068-nucleotide messenger RNA. Its product is annotated as ATP-dependent 6-phosphofructokinase-like. Gene Ontology annotation, molecular function: monosaccharide binding; fructose-6-phosphate binding; identical protein binding. Bases 88 to 2601 code for a protein of 837 amino acids. The transcript has 23 exons. Gene Ontology annotation, cellular component: cytoplasm; 6-phosphofructokinase complex. The record is from RefSeq and is a predicted model, not a curated record. NCBI's taxonomy places the organism in Eukaryota, Metazoa, Nematomorpha, Gordioida, Chordodea, Parachordodidae. Gene Ontology annotation, biological process: fructose 1,6-bisphosphate metabolic process; canonical glycolysis; fructose 6-phosphate metabolic process.